AUGGCCCCUCAAACCGAAGACAAGAAGCGUCGUUUGCCUCUUCGAUGCGAUAGCGACCAAAUGCCUGGAAAACGUUGCACAAACUGUGUCACUUUUAACCUCCAGUGUACUCAUGUAGAGGCCAUGAAUAGCCUGGGGAGCGCUAAAGGAUAUGUGCAGACGAUGGAAGGACGACUCGACAAAAUGGAAGAGAUUUUCAAACGUAGAGCCCCGGGUUUCGACUUGGACGCAGAGCUCAAGGAAGAGACCGAAGAAGGCUCAUCCGCCUCGCAGAUUAGGAGAGGCGACCAAGAUCAAGACGUCGCUCGUCUUAGCGAGAAUGUCAACAGGAUGCUUUCCAUUCAACCUGAUACGUCAUUUUUUGGAAUGUCAUGUGUAUGUUCGACAAUUGGCCACUUAGGGUUACAUCUGCUGCCCUCCAUAAUCCAGCGAAGACAACAAUAUUUCGGGAGGGAAAGAAUCACCUCGAAUGAACAGGCACUCCUCACUCGACGGCGAGAACAGUUCUGGAACCGCCAGUCUAAAUAUCCCAUGCGGGUGAACGACACUGUGCCAGUAUACGUCUUCCCCGAUCCUGAUCUGAUGCUGACUCUUGUGAAUCUGUAUUUUACUCAUUAUAACUGCUACCUUCCGCUGCUACAUCGCCCCACUUUCGAGAAGGCCAUGGCGGACGGAGAGCACUGGACCGAUCACCUUUACGCCGGGACUUUGCUUCUCGUAUGCGCCCUCGGUGCGCGACACUCGAAUGAUCCAAGAGUAUUUUCCACUCAGCCAGGAGGAAACGAGGCUGGCUGGAGAUGGUUUGAACAGCUUACAUUGUUUCAAACAGCCUUGCAAGACCGCACCUCUACAACUCUUUAUGAGCUGCAAAUUCAUUGUCUGUCGGUCUCAUAUCUUGGGGCAGUUGGACUUUGGGAAACAGUAUCGACUCAAAUUGGUCUUGCGAUACGGAUGGCUCAACAGGUUGGGGUACAUGUUCACCAGAAUCGACCUCCUAAUGCCCGCGACGAAGCGUGGAAGCGCGCCUUUUGGGUGUUGAUCUUUCUGGACGUGUCUCAAGCCUGUCAUCAUGGCCGGCCUGUGACGCUUCGCUAUGAAGACUUUGACGUUGGCUUUCCUCUGGAGUGCGAUGAUAUCUACUGGAAUCAUCCAGAUUCCUCCAGGCGAUUUCGACAACCGACUGGCAGGCCCUCUGCGCUGUCGUUUUUUGCUUGUCUUCUGAAACUAGUGAACACUAUGACCUACGUGAAGAAAAGUAUUUACCACACCCGCAACCCGAUGAUUCUCAUGGGAGGGCAGCGGCGUCCGCCAGAGGCAGAAUUAUUAUCAGGUUUGGAUUCAUUUUUGAACCAGUGGUUACAAUCCGUACCGGAACAUCUGCGGUGGAACCCUAACAGCCAAGACGGUCUAUUCUUCAAUCAAUCGGCCUUUUUGCAUAUCACGUAUCACUACACCAGAAUACUGGUCCACAGACCUUAUCUCCCGACUCCACAGUCGAUCGCCACUUGCAGGGAUGCGGCAUUGGCUACUCUUGAUAUUGUGGAGGCGCAAAGACGUAGGGGAUACCUUCAGUUAAUGCAUGUAGUGUCUUGUGUCAACUCAACGAUACUAACUCUGUUACUUAUCCUGUGGAAUGGCACGGAAGAUCCAUACAAGACCAGAGAAAUGCAGCGCGUUGUUGCUUGCUUGGAUAUGCUGAAGGGAGUAGAAAACCGACUACCUAUGGCCGGAGCGUUCUGGGAUGUCAUAGCGGAGCUUGUCUCGCCGGACGCGUCGCAGUCCUCCUCGCGACGAUCUAGGCAAGGCUCCCGAGAUUCUGCGGGAUCCUCACGCUCCCAACAAGCGUUUUUAUAUCCAAAUGUAAGGGUGAGAUCUGAGCAGCAAGGACCGAGCGCUAGCACUCCAACCAAUUAUUCGAGUAGCGAAGGAUAUGCAGCGAGAGCUAAUCAAGGCCACCAGGGUUAUUCAUCUCAGUACACUGAUAAUCCUUUUUUCCAUCAAUAAACCUUUACUGUCGGAUCCGUGUAUUCGUGACUCGAUCACGUUUCGCCUGACGUCCAAUCAUAGACUACUAGUAGACUUCAUAGAGC
Guyanagaster necrorhizus is the source of this 2090-nucleotide messenger RNA. RefSeq lists its product as uncharacterized. Bases 1 to 2004 code for a protein of 667 amino acids. The transcript has 18 exons. Gene Ontology annotation, biological process: DNA-templated transcription; regulation of DNA-templated transcription. Gene Ontology annotation, molecular function: DNA binding; DNA-binding transcription factor activity, RNA polymerase II-specific; zinc ion binding. The record is from RefSeq and is a predicted model, not a curated record. NCBI's taxonomy places the organism in Eukaryota, Fungi, Basidiomycota, Agaricomycetes, Agaricales, Physalacriaceae.